AUGACAUCUGUCUUAAAAACAGCCAAUAUUGAGCUCUUGUUGAAAGAGUUGGUUCGUGGUGCGAUGGCAAGUGCCUUUCCUCAACUCUCAGCUGCUUUGCCUGAACCACUUAUCACCUCAGGGAAAGUGGCCGAUUAUCAAUGCAACAAUGCCAUGGGUCUCUCAAAGCUACUCGUUCAGACCAAUCCACCUGUUAAAAUGACCCCACAAGCACUUGGUGAAGAACUAAAAAAACAUCUGCAGGAGAACAAUCUUAUCGAGAAGUUUGAACCAACACCCAAAGGAUUUAUUAACAUUACUAUUCGCAACGACUGGCUAGUGAACAGGGCCCAUGAAGUGCUUAUUAGUGGGAUCAUCCCUCCAGAGGUUCCCCCUCAAAGAGUGUUGGUGGACUUUUCUUCACCUAAUGUAGCGAAGGAAAUGCAUGUUGGUCACUUACGAUCGACCAUUAUUGGCGAGUGUUUGUCCCGUCUCUUUGAAUUCUGUAAUUUUGACGUUCUCCGAAUCAACCAUGUUGGCGAUUGGGGAACGGCUUUUGGCAUGCUUAUUUUAUACCUCAAGCGCAACUAUCCCAAUUACAUCACAAACCCACCUGAUAUAUCAAACCUUACGGAUCUUUACCGUGCCUCAAAGGUAUGCUUUGAUGAAGACCAGGAUUUUAAGGAACAGGCUCGUUUGGAGGUGGUAAAGCUUCAGGCCCACGAAGAGAAUUCCCUAAAAGCCUGGAAGUUGAUUUGUGAUGUCUCUCGCAAUGAGUUCAACAAAGUCUACUCACGCCUCGGUGUGCGAAUUGAGGAACGUGGCGAAAGCUUCUAUAAUGACUUGAUUCCAGUGGUGCUAAAGAUGCUUGAGGAGGCUGAUCUUAUUGAGAAAAACGAUGGUGCCAAAGUUAUCAUUGGUAAGGUCAAAAAGAACUUGAACGAGUUGGACUCUAAAGAUAUGACAAAGCUAUCUGCUCAGCACCUUGCACAAAUGAGUAAAAGUGGGCAAAAAUACUACCACCCAAACUUAUUCCUGGCGAUGAAAAAAUGUGGGAUUUUCAGUGGGGAACCAGGGCAUGAGGUUGUGGUACUCUCCAAGAAAGAACAGAAACCGUGGAGUACGUUCGACAUUCGCAAAGAUUUGGAUAAGUUGAUGAAUAAACUUGAACCUCUAUACAAGGGAAAUUUAGAUCCCCUCUUUCGCGAAGUCUUUCAGGAGAAGGGCCUCAUUGAAGGUGACUCCAUCAUCGUGCCGCGCUUUUCCUUUCCUAUUAUGGCGAUGAAAAGCGAUGGCGGCUAUACCUACGAUACGACCGACUUGGCUUGCAUAUAUCAUCGUUUAAUGGUCGAUAAAUGUAAUCGUGUCAUUUACUGUACUGACGUCGGACAAUACGAGCACUUUGUUAUGAUAACACAGGUCGCUAAAGAUAUGCAUUGGAUGGAUAAUUCUACCUGGGACCACGCCGGGUUCGGCCUCGUCACCGGUGAGGAUGGAAAGAAAAUAAAAACACGCUCUGGCGAGACGGCGAAACUCAAGGAUUUGUUAGAUGAGGCCGUCGCUCGUUCUCAUUUAAUUCUAAAACAGCGCGAAAUGACUGACCGUGCUCAGGGACACUCCGAGGAGGAUACGGAACGGCUUUCCAAUAUUAUUGGGAUUGGGGCUGUCAAGUACUUUGAUCUGAAGCAAACCAGGGUGAACGACUACGCAUUUAACUUUGAGAAGAUGCUAGAUAUGUCUGGUAAUACUGCGGUCUAUUUGCUUUAUCAGUAUGCUCGUAUUUGCUCUAUAAAACGUAAGUCGAACGUCGAUGUUGAGAAGCUGAAGCAAACAGCGAAGAUCUCGAUAACCCAUCGCAGUGAAAGGCAAUUAUUACUUCAAAAUUUCCGUUUUCAAUCAACCAUUUUGAAGACACUUGAGGAUCUGUUUCCACAUCAUCUUACAGAUUUUGCGGCUGAACUAAUGUCCUGUUUCUCGGAUUUUUUUACAAAUUGUCGCGUUAUUAACGACACAUUGCAAGAAAGUCGCUUGUGUCUAGUCGAACUUACAUGUUUAACCCUUAAGAAAAUGUUGGACAUUCUAAAUAUUGAGGUAACGGAAAAAAUUUGA
This is a messenger RNA of Phytomonas sp. Hart1, 2088 nucleotides long. The record is from the annotation of a GenBank genome assembly. Lineage: Eukaryota; Euglenozoa; Kinetoplastea; Trypanosomatida; Trypanosomatidae.